Molecule: messenger RNA, 327 nt
Organism: Suillus subalutaceus
Lineage: Eukaryota; Fungi; Basidiomycota; Agaricomycetes; Boletales; Suillaceae
Exons: 1
Source: RefSeq, a predicted model, not a curated record
GAAGUUUCACACCUCAUUCUUGAUGGUGUUGCUCAUGCAUUGUUGUAUGUUCAAGAUCACGCACCGGAUAUCGAGUAUCAAGGCCUCGAUGACAUGGCGAGAACUUUGCCAACAGCUGAGAAACAUCUCAGAGUCAACCUCAACACCAUCAUAACUUACCUUUUCUUAUGUCCGACAUGCUGGCAGGUUCACGAUUCGUUCACAUUGUACGAUGAAGGUCUUUGGGAACAGUGCAGUGAAGACGAUUGCGAUGGCAUACUCUAUACAACAAAGCUUCUGGCUAGUGGCAAGUCAACACAUAAGCCAAUGAAAGUUCUGCCAUAUGUG